This is a messenger RNA of Coturnix japonica (Japanese quail), 7780 nucleotides long. It is a transcript of the gene GNA12, whose product is annotated as G protein subunit alpha 12. The record is from RefSeq and is a predicted model, not a curated record. Gene Ontology annotation, biological process: adenylate cyclase-modulating G protein-coupled receptor signaling pathway; Rho protein signal transduction. Gene Ontology annotation, molecular function: D5 dopamine receptor binding; guanyl nucleotide binding; G-protein beta/gamma-subunit complex binding. NCBI's taxonomy places the organism in Eukaryota, Metazoa, Chordata, Aves, Galliformes, Phasianidae. Gene Ontology annotation, cellular component: heterotrimeric G-protein complex; cytoplasm; brush border membrane.
UAGCCCCCGGCUGCUCCUCCUCCCGACGGGUCUCGGCGGCCUCCGACCGAUGCUGCCGGAGCCGCCCGGUGUCUCGGCGGCGGCGUCGUGAGCGCUCCCGUCUCGCGGCCGCCAUGUCCGGCGUGGUGCGCACCCUCAGCCGCUGCCUGCUGCCGGCCGAGGCCACGGGCCGAGAGCAGCCGAGGAGGGAGGGGAAGGAGCGGAGCCGCGAUGCGGAGAGGGAGGCGAGGCGGAGGAGUCGAGAGAUCGACGCGAUGCUGGCCAGGGAACGCAGGGCCGUGAGGAGACUGGUUAAAAUCCUACUGCUGGGUGCCGGGGAGAGCGGCAAGUCCACUUUCCUUAAGCAGAUGCGGAUCAUUCACGGCCGAGAGUUCGACCAGAAGGCGCUGUUGGAGUUCCGGGCCACCAUCUACGAGAACAUCCUCAAGGGCUCCAGGGUUCUGGUUGAUGCACGGGACAAACUGGGAAUCCCUUGGCAGUACACGGAGAAUGAGAAGCAUGGAAUGUUUUUGAUGGCUUUUGAAAACAAAGCUGGAAUGCCCAUCGAGCCUGCCACAUUCCAGCUGUACGUACCUGCACUGUGUGCCCUGUGGAGGGACUCAGGAAUCAAGGAAGCCUUCAGCCGUCGGAGCGAGUAUCAGCUGGGUGAAUCAGUGAAAUAUUUCCUGGAUAACCUGGAUCGGAUCGGUCAGCUGAAUUAUUUCCCCAGCAAGCAAGAUAUUUUGUUGGCUAGAAAAGCUACCAAGGGAAUAGUAGAGCAUGAUUUCAUCAUUAAAAAAAUACCUUUCAAGAUGGUGGAUGUAGGCGGACAGCGAUCUCAGCGUCAAAAGUGGUUCCAGUGCUUUGAUGGAAUAACUUCAAUUUUGUUCAUGGUCUCCUCCAGUGAAUACGACCAGGUUCUCAUGGAAGACAGACGCACAAACAGACUCGUGGAGUCAAUGAAUAUCUUUGAGACAAUAGUCAAUAACAAGCUUUUCUUUAAUGUUUCUAUUAUCCUGUUCCUCAACAAGAUGGAUCUUCUUGUAGAAAAGGUAAAGACUGUCAGCAUUAAGAAGUAUUUCUCGGACUUCAAGGGUGAUCCUCACAGGCUAGAUGAUGUUCAACAUUAUCUGGUGCAGUGCUUUGACAGAAAGAGGAGAAACCGCAGUAAGCCGCUCUUCCAUCACUUCACCACUGCCAUAGACACUGAAAACAUCCGUUUUGUGUUUCAUGCUGUGAAGGACACCAUCCUUCAAGAGAAUCUGAAGGAUAUUAUGUUGCAGUGAAGGAGAGAAGUCCAUGUCCUGUUAAAAUUUGCUGGAGGGUUAGAUCAGAAUUUUUAUCCUUUCUUUAUGGCCCUUGCAUGUGGUGUAGGACCCAUGCUACUUACUUGGCUCAGGAAUGCUGUAAACUAGCCAGUCAAAACAGAGGAGCUAUAGGCCGAAGGAGUCAAAUGUUGAUGUUAGCUACUGAAUCAUUUGGACUAGAAACACUACUGAAACAUGGCUGUUGUAGGUUCUGUACCUAGUUUGGAAUGCUGAAUAACACAACCACCUUCUGCCUUCUUAGAAAACAAACAAAAAAAAAAUCUCUGACAAACCAUGUAUGGAAGACACUUUGUUUUAAAUGGAAAUACUUAUUUUUCAGAGACACUAGUCAUACAGUCUGCCUUUUUUUGUAGUUUGGAGGUGCUGAAGUGAUCAAACUAACCUAAAUGUAAUGAGAUUGGUAGCUGUAUUGGAGAAUGUUAAUGGAACUUCCAUUCUUAACACUAGGAGUGUAACCAGGUCUGGUGUGCAGUUUAGUUUUGCCGCAGAACUGGAAUCUACUAAUUAAGGUGGAUGCACAGCUCUUGUCUGAAGGUUUUGCAUGAGUCUCCUGAAGCUUAAGUUUAAAACUGUUCAAGGAAACCCAUGUGGGAGUAAAUUGGAUGGAAAGUUAAGGCCUUGCCUAAGAAGGGCUUAUUUUGCACUACGUGUAAAAGGUAUUAUUGCAUCGUGGGGAAUCUGAUUUCCUUGGUGGAGCAGCCUGUGCUAGAGCACCUGACCCUGUACGCGCACAGCGGGUGCUUGAGUGAGAUGUACUUCAUGGAAAUCCAGCACUGUCCUCACACCUGCAGUCUGGCAGUCAUUGUGAAGGUUCAGGAUCAUGUGGCAGGGCUUCAUCUACAUUUGAAAGUUUGAAAGCUGAUUAAACUCUUAUGCAAAGGUUUUGGUAGUACAGCAACUGAUUAUAUGCCGUCAGCUGACUGUAUAGGAAGACCGAACACCCUAGAGAUCCCAGUUUUACAGCUGCACUGAUAUGUUUGGACAGCAAGACUUUGCUGUCGAAUUAGCCCUUAAUCUGUGUCUUAAUGGGAUCUUUAGCCAGUAGUAACACACGUGUAAUUCUGAGUACAGUCAAGGUUGGAGUUGCCCAUUUUGGGCAAUGGUUUGUGUAUAUUCAAGAGGCUAUGGAAAAUGUUGAUAUGAACUGUUAAUUUCUUAGCUCUCAGUCUGUGUAACUAUCAGGUGCCUUUUCUGUGUACAGACAUAUCAGAUCUUUUCUAUUACCGUGGGGUAUGUGAACAACCUUACGACCUGCCUUUUUAUCUGAGCACUGUAGUGCUGUUCUUUAGGUAACUUUCAAACAUAGUUUACUGUGCAAUUUUUUUGUCAUAGCUUUUAUCUGAGAAUAAAACCUGAAGGGCUGUUUGUACCCAUACAAAGGCAGUGGAUUCCCUGGAGUUCUUUUCCCCACUGAGACUGCAAUGGCAUGUCAAAACAAGCAACGUUUCACUUCAGCUGGUGAUCCCAUGGGAAAUGCGGUCUAAAACACAUGAAAGGACAACAGAACAGGAUUUUAAUUUGGAUCAAAUCUGGAAUCUUUCUUCCCCUCUGAAGCCUGCAGAUGUUCAUAUCAGUGUGUUUGUGUGGUUUCCUACUGUAGCAAUCUCUGGGUUUUUCUUUGUGCAGCUUCAGAGUGGAAGAGACAUGGCUGUGUCGGUGUUACAUAACGUGGGACUGAGGUAAGAAGCAGUGAAAAGUUGCAGGCAGGAAAAUCCAAAUUAAAUCUCAGCAAACUUAAGCAGGAAUUAGCUUUCUUGUAACAAGUCUUAUUUUUGCCAGGACCAAGUCUGUCUCAUAUAUGUUUAUCCAUUUGUAGCCUUGAGGGGGAAAAACGUCACAUGACAAAUAUACAGAUGAAAUAAACUCUUAAGGUUAUUGCAUUUGAAAAGGUAAACAUUGCAACCCAGGGCAGUGCAAGUAAGUUUACUCAUUGUCUGAGGUUCAUUUCUCUAAGCCAGUCCAUUUGUUAGCUGAAAAGUGAGAUUGUUCCAAUGCUUCCAGGCUUUUCUUGGAGUUUUUGAUAGUAGCUUCCACUUCACUCAAGGCACUGGAAAGGAGGAGGCAGUUGUGGGCUGACCAGCUUCUAGUUUGACUUGAUUUUAUUUCCUAGUUUGCUGUGACUUUACUCUUUCACUGCAUUUUCUAAUGGACUAAUAUUGUGCUUGUUUGCAAACUAGUUAAGCCUUUCAACUAUAUUUUCCUCAAUAAUUACCUCAGCUUAAAGUCUUAAUCUACUGUAGCUUUACCUGGGAGGUGUAGCAUGGAAUUUUCUGUUCUGUUUUUCCUCUUCAUGUUCAUUUAUGGCUUUAAAACUCUAAGCAGAGCUAAUAACACAACAUAUAUUUUAAUUAAUUUGAUCUGCACCUGGAAAGGAAACAGCUUGAGUUAUCUCAUAAUGAGCUCUCAAUCUUGCCAGUGUUUCGUUGGGGUUGUUUUUUCUUUUUGAGUGAUGUAGCAGUUUUGCACAACAAGUCCGAGAUUUUGAGACACAGAUUGUUCACCUCGUGCCCAUCGUUGCCUUUCCUCUGACUGCUGAUAAAAUGAGCCUAAGGAUGACGCUCUGGGCUGCAGAAGAAGAUGAGUCAUUUGGCUCUGUAGGCUGUUUUCUGUGUAACUUUGAUAGCAUUGGUUCACACCGGGAUCCCCAAGGUCAGGAAGCUGCUGAUGCAGAAGUGAAGCAAUUCUCAAACCUGCUGAGGAUUUGGACUGUGAUUGAAAAGGGUUGUUUUUCAGGUGGCAGGUAAAUGUCUUUCUCUGCUGAACUCCACUUCUUGCACAACUGAGGUAUUUUGUUUGUUGGUGUUUGUUUUUUUUUUUUCCCAAACAAAGUUGUAGUAUAGAUAAGCCAAAAAAAAAAAAAUCACAUUAUGGUAUUUCAGUUAGUUAUUAAUGCAGAACUUGGGUGACUUAGGUUGUACAAGCAUCUCAGGACAGGCUUAAUGAGUUGCUUGGUCCUUUUGCAAGAUAGCAAAAAUGAAGUGAACGCUGCAGGUAAACACAGCUGGAGGGAACAUCUCUUCUGUUGUUAACUUUAUGAGGUUAUUGUUCAUUUGCUAGUCAGGAAAUAGGUCACAGGCAGGACUGUAAUCAGAUGGGGACUUUGAACAACAACUUACAGGGGGGAAAAAAAAAACAGUAUUUUGCUGUUGCUUCUCUGAUACUGCAGGUCUGUGACCAGUGGUGGGAUGAUGCAAAUGGAUCUUCUCUUGCAACAACAAAGAGAGGAAGCACUUGCUUAUGCAUGCAGGAGAAACCUCUAUAAUCUUGCAGUUUUAGGUAGAAAAAUGUACAAAAUGGGAGUCUUUCAAACACUGCUUUGUAUUUGAUUUUGAGCUAAUGUAGUGCUUCAGUCAGUAUAAUUCCUUCAAUUGUAGUGCUGUCACUUUCUGAACAGUUCUUAGAUGGCAAUACCAGACAGCAUAGUAAAUUGAAAUUAAAAAGGAGGAGUAGGAAUGACAUAUUUGAUAGGCAGUUAUCACUUCAAAGCAGUUAAAUAUUUCCUAAUCUUGGUUCUGAAGCUGAAAUCACUGGCCACAACUUCACGCUACAACUCAAAGAUCUUUCAGUUUUAUAUGAAGAAUCUAUCUUGUUCUGUUCAAUGCAGCAGCGCGGAAUAUUUGAUGUGUUAAUAGUUGAGAACUGGAUGUGUUGCUGAGUCAGACCCAGAGCUAAUCACGGUACAAGCAUAAAGGAGUUCCUAAGGGUGUUCACUUGUAUAUGACUUCUGAGCUGACUGAAGCCAGAACCUCAGCCAAGCAGAGUGGAGGAAUGUGAGCCAAUUCAGAAUGAAGCAAAGACACACCUGUAGUGAAUUGGUGUGGGAAGAGCUCAUCUGUAUGUGGCACCACAGGCUCGAAUGUAAUCCCACCAGGGUAGCUGGAAUAGGCUCAGUUAUGGAAAACUGUCCAUUUGAAAUGCUCCCCGUCCCAAGGUGUUCAGUACUGCUGAUAGUGCCACCUGUGAAGAGUUACCCAAUUAAAGAAAUUAAAGGAAUAGUCAAGUGGCAGACGGCUCUUCUACACAGAAUGUCGUUUUAGCAAGCACACCCUUUGCCUUCUUUAGACAGGUUUCUGGAUAUUAAUUUCAUGUUUUGCAGCCUUUUCUCUGUUUGUACCUUCUCUCUUUUCCUGAAAAACCUGCUUUGCUGUACUGAACUAUGGGAAUUUUGUAAGAGAUCCCUCUGUUUUCAAGUAGUGAGUUUGAACACCCGACUUAGCUUUGCAUGUGCUAUCAAACACUUUCGGGGUUGAUAGACAGCUUGAUCCAUACCAGCUUGAGACAAAAAUAAGACACACAGCUUGAAAUGUAAGCCAAACACCGACUUCCCAUCAUUAGACCUAUAGUGGCUCCUACAGGUUCAGUAGAAGCCUCUUUUCUAGGUAAUUUUUCUAGUAUAAUGGCUCACAGUGUAGUCAGGGGGUUUUAAUACAGCACUGCCAACUCUUUACCUCAGUACACUCUCCGUUAAUUCUGUAACACAGGAAGCAGUGAGUAGGGUGUUUCAGCAGCAUCCUUAAAACAUUAUCUGUGCCUACUUUACUAAAUGAUGCACAUGGGGCAUCAGUUCUGGGACAGAAAUCUCAGGCUGGUGUUGUCUGGGCCACACUUGGGCUGAGUUAGUCCCAACUCUGUGCAUUACUAGGUGAGCACUGUCUAGCCUACUGAGGAAGUAAUUGGCAAAUCCUUGUGCUUUUUACUAUGACUUAUUUUGUAAUUAGCUGGAGUGAUCUCUGCUUUGUGCUGUGAAACGGACACUUCUUUGCUUUGACACUAAUUUAUUUACAUGGAUGGAAAUGAGUAAACCCAAGCUGAAAUUGCUGUCCUCCUAACCAGGUGAUGCUCUUUGCUUGUCUUGGUUCUUUACAUUUUAGUCUUUCUAAAUGCAUUUGGAAAGCAGUGUUGAAGUGUCUGUGUUGACGCUUGUCUUCUUGUUGGGUGGGGAGCGUGUUGGUACUAGAUUGUCAGUGCUAGUGCUUCUGUGUCUGGCUUGCCAAACUGAAUGACAGCCUAGCUCUUGGCUUAUGUCCGAAGGUCAUAUCGUGCAUCUGACAUGAAAAUGAUCGUGGUCAGAGAGAAAAAGAGCAGCACUGGCUUCCAAGGUAGGCAGUGGGGUAAAAAGCCAAAGUACGUUGGAAGGAAGCAGGAGGGGGGAGCUAUUUCCUACACAGAUCCCAAAAGUUGAUGGUGCUCGAAGACUGAGUGUACUGAAAAGAAAUGCCAUCUGCAUCGACCUUAAAAGCUUUGAGUGACUCCAGAGAGCUAUUGGCUGUGAAUUAAGGGCAGCAGGCUGGCGAGGCUGGCCCUGCUGCUGCUGCAAACCCCUCUGUUGUAAAUCUCUUUGUUCCAAACUGGGUACUAAAACUCAAAUCAUGAUAAAACACGAUCUGCAGAUCUCCAGGCAGAAAGUGCAUCUCACUCUUUUCUAACAGCUUCUUAACCUUUCUUCAAGAUACUGGAGCAGGAGAAGAAUUUCAGGGCAGUGGCUGGAUAUGAUCCUGUUUCCAUUGUUGGAGUAAAAUCUACAGUUGAUGGAAAGCCAAAUUUUUGUAUGAGGAGGACCUGAGGAAGGAAGGGAUUCUUAGGAGGGAAGGAACAGAUUUUUGAGCAGUACGGCUUCUCUGCUCGUGCUCCUUGGCAGCCUUUGGUGCAGGUGGGCAGACAGAGCAGCUGGGGGAAGCCAGCAGGGAGGAGGAGGGGGAUGUGGAAGAAGAAUCUUUUUGGUAGUUCACAAGAUUUGGAAAUGCUCAAUGGAUUGAGGAUGGAAAACGUGUUCAAACUCCUGCUCACACUGAAGCCAUUAACAGGAUUUAGGAUUCUGGGUGUUUUUCUGGUGUACAGGUUGUGUUAUCCGGGAUUUGAUGUGAGCUUGAAUUGAUGAUAAAUGUUGAGCGGUAUUUUUGGAGAUGCUACUUAACAGAAAUGCUGGUAUUUAUUGCUCUUGUGAUGAGUUGUCUUGUUCAUGGAACCAAUAUGUAUGAAAGCAAACUGACAAGCACCAAGUUAUCUUGUGACACAAUCACAUAGCUAGGAAGCCAAUUAACAUUACCUUUAAUUCUGCCAUUUACUUGCUCUCUGGUGCCUAUGCAUUGUAACACACAUACUAUGCAAUAUCAUUCUUUUUCUAAACCAGUUCACUACAUUGGGCAGGAAAGGGCCUGAGUUUAGCCUUAAUUUUCUAACAAUUCACAGGAAAGUACUUUAGAAACAGUGACAAAAAGAGGUUUAAAAAGUAAACCACGUGAAAUAAAAGCACAGUUCCAGACUGCUCACGUAAGUGUCUUUCUAGCACCAAAACAGCAUCCACAAUAGAGACGGCUACUGGCUGUCAUAGUUUCAACUUAUGAAAACUGUGUACUAGAUAAAAUUAUAUUGUGAUGUGUAAAAAGUGUAUUUUAUAGCUUUUGGUGAGUUAGUUUACUGUUUUGUAUAUAUGAAUUUUAUAAAUCUAUUAAAACUUGACUUGUUAUACUGUU